UGACAAACCGGGCCCGCGCGACGCCGCUGCGUAUUCUCUCAGCGAGCUGAUCCACAUAAAUCGCUACCAGUCCCUAUUCUUCCGGGCGCGCUGCAGAAGACGCGGCGUCGUGCACCGCAAGAGUCCUAAACAAAGCCUGGACUAAAGCCACUGCGCGCGCAGCCGCGCACGCGAGAAGACAAUGGCCACCAUGCUCCUCCAGUCCCCACAAGAAAUAAAAAGCCAGUUCCAGGCCUGGGACCAGCAGCUCGCCUCAAGAGAGAGCAUACAACAAGUCGCGCGGCAGGUCGCGCAGUCCGCGCGCCAACAAACGUUCGACGGCGCCAACCUGGCCCCGACCUUAACCUACUGGAGCGAGAUGCUGCGGGUGGCGACGACGCGCUCUACGGUCAUCAAGAAGCACCUGGACGCGGGCGCCGUGCUCGGUGGCGUCGACACGUCCACGAGGGGCGCGCUCGGCGUGGUGCGCGGCAAGCUCGCGGGCGGGUCGAGCACGGCGGACGCUACACGAAGUGCGAGAGUGGUGCUGUUCCUCGUAAAGCAGUACGCCGGUUUGGCUGCUAUAUUAGGAGCGCCGCCGCCCGACGCGCGCACGGCCGCCUUCGCUUCCACAUUAUGCGCGGUGCACCAGAUCCUGGAGACGGCGCCGCCGUCGGAGGCGAGAGCCGGAGCUAGAGCCGCCCUCGGUUCUGAAUUAGAUGGGGCCUGUCUUCGUGUCUGCGUCGCGCACGGGGCACCCUUCAUCUCGUGCCUCGCGGGGCCGACGACGAACGAGGCGGGCCGCGGCGCGUGCCUCUCGCGGUUGAUGGAGGCGCACGGCGCCGCCGUCGCGGACCUGUUUGAAGGAGGCGAGCCCUUCGCCGGCGUGGUCCUGCGAGCGGCGAUUGCGGGCGCGCUCGCGGCGCCGCGGCCGGACUUCGCGAGGUUGGUGGAGGGUCCGGUCGUGGCGCUGCGGCUGGCGAUGCGCCAGGACGCGCGCGACGCCGUCGACGCGUUAAUCAAAGCGGCGGCGGCCGAGGACGCGCGCGCGCGCGAGCUCGCCGGUUUGAUCUGGGCGGCGUUCCUCGCGGGCUGCGAGCCGCGGCUGCGCCUGGCGCUGCUGGAGCUGCUCCAGGCGAGCGGCGCGGGCGACGCCGUCGUCGAGCGCGCGGUGCUCGGGGGCUGGGACCAGUUGUGA
Pelagomonas calceolata is the source of this 1177-nucleotide messenger RNA. NCBI's taxonomy places the organism in Eukaryota, Pelagophyceae, Pelagomonadales, Pelagomonadaceae. The record is from the annotation of a GenBank genome assembly.